GUUGGUUGGUAGAGUCCGGGACGGAGCAACAUGGCGAUUGACGGAGGGGGGAGAAACUGUGGUGCUCAUGAGCUCAUCUGUGCGAGACGAGCAACAAACUGUCUGUGCAGAGUCCUGACAAUCUGUCGCAUCUCAACGGACAAAAGAACCCCCACCAAGUGCUUCUGAUGAGGUAAUCUAGCGGUCGGGCGCGUGACCCAAUCCCCCGACAUGGCCUUCUUCAAGAGCUUCCAGCCGACCCUGCCGUCUGUCAACAUUUCUUCCAUCCUGGACUCAGUCACCAGCCGUGUGGACGACCUGGCCAACGCGGUCAGCGACGCCACAUAUGCCGUCAGCGACCAGCUCACGGAGCAGGUCACGACUAUCAUCAACAAGGUGCAGGAGGAGGAGGAGGGGGACAACAACAGGGGCCAGGAUGCGGCUCAGGCCUCCGGCUCACAAGAAGGACGGGCCGGUGCCAAAGGCAUGUGGCCGAGAAACUCCGACGCCGGCCAGGCCGGCUCGAGAAAUAACCAAAGCAGCGACGCGACGGAGGGACAGCACUCUCAGAGUCAACUGGAGUGGGAAUGGAGGGAUGGAUGCUGGCGAGUUAAAAAGACAGAAGCCGAGUUGGCAGAGGAAGAGAGGAGGAAGGAGGAGGAACGGGAGAUACAGGAAAGGAGAGAGCAGAGAAGAAAGGAGAGGCGAGAGAGGCAGCUGGAGAGAGAAGCCGAAGCCAAGAGGAACAGAGGGGAAUCCAACGAAGGGGGGAAGGAAGAGGAAGACGAAACCUCUGGAAGGACAGACGACGCAGACGGACAUUUGUCCUUCACAAACGAGAGCGAGGACCAGAUGUCUGCGCGGGAGAAAAGUCAUGACGGUGACAAAAUGUCUCGUUUAGCUGACAGUGAAACGGACAUAAAGACGUCCAAACAGGAGGAGGAGAUAAAAGACGGAGAGGCCAAAGAUCAGACAGAGGAUGGGCAGGAGAGAGAGGCAGACAACGAGGAAGAGGAUGAGCCGUCCGGAGCUUCCUCUAAAGCAAAAAAGAGGAAGUCGGAUAAGAAAAAAGGCAAAGAGAGUUCAAAGAAAGCCGAGGCAGAUGUAGAUGUGGAGAAAAAGAAAGACAAAGGCAAGAAAAGCAAGAAGAAAAGGAAAGGAAAGCAAGAUGGGGUCCUAUCAAACAGCGAAGACGAGAAAAGCCCGGAGGGGGUGACCCAGCAGAACGUAACGUGUGCGUGGAGCAAAGCCAGCGAGCAGGGAGGGUACAGCAGCGAGGCCUCCAGUGAACAGGCUGCCAGCAUUCAGAGGAUAAAGAAAGAUUCCUCCCUAACUGAGCUCCAGCCUCCCCCGUACCAGCACGUGAGCUCGGGGACGCACAAGUCCUCUCGCUCCUGCGCGGAGCGAGGGGUCAGGAGGCCGCCGUCCCCACAGCCCUCCGACAGCCCCCGCUGCUCCAGCGAGGCCAGCAUGGAGCAGGACACCGAGAGCUACCUCAACAAAGGCUGCGAGGAGGACAUUCCCAGUGACAGCACUGCUGUUCUGAGCCCGGAGGACGGCUCCGGCCUCCAGCUUCCCUCGGCCUACGAGCCGGAGCCGCUGGCGCAGUACGGCACGCUGGACGUCGCCUUCGAAUACGACUCCGCCGAGCAGUGGCUGGCCGUCACGGUGACGGCGGCCACCGACAUCCCCGCCCUCAAGCAGACGGGCAACAUCGCGUGGCAGGUCCACCUGGUCCUGCUGCCCACCAAGAAGCAGCGGGCCAAGACGGGCGUGCAGAAGGGCCCGUGUCCCGUCUUCACAGAGACGUUCAAGUUCUCCCGGGUGGAGCAGGAGGCCCUGGGGGACUACGCCGUGCGUUUCCGCCUGUACAGCAUCAGGCGGAUGAAGAAGGAGAAGGUCCUGGGGGAGAAGGUGUUCUACCUGACUAAGCUGAACUUGCAGGGGAAGAUCGCUCUCCCCGUCACCCUGGAGCCUGGCUCUGAACUUACGGGUUGUGGCUCCCUUGUGAGUGUGUCUCGCAGCGCAGGUGCUCUGUCCUACCGCUCCACCGAAGACUCAUCGCUGCCAGAGAUCCUCCUGGGUCUCAUCUAUAACUCUGCCACGGGACAGCUUUCUGCUGAGGUCAUACAAGGGAGUCACUUCAAAACUACGGCGUCCGAGAAACCCGUCAACGGUCUGUUUUGUUGUGUGAAGCACUUCGUAGGGGGACAGCUGUAUAUCAUGAGAGACACCUACGUCAAGCUGACCAUGCUGGACUCCAAGGGCAAGGAGAUGUCCAAGCGCAAGACGGCCAUGUGCCGCGGCCAGCCCAACCCCACCUACAAGGAGACGUUCGUCUUCCAGGUGGCGCUCUUCCAGCUCUCCGAGGUGUCGCUGGUGGUGUCCGUCUUCUGCAGGAGAAGCAGCAUGAAGCCCCGGGAGAGGCUGGGCUGGGUCUCCUUGGGCCACAGCAGCACCACCGAGGAGCAGCAGGCCCACUGGACGGAGAUGAGAGAGGCGGAGGGGCAGCAGGUCUGCCACUGGCACACUCUCACAGACACUUAGGGGACGCCGAGUAAAGACUGGAGCAAAAGUAACGAGCAUUCAAAGCUGCGGAGGAGCAGGAAGCACCUUCUGAGGUGAAGUGGGUUGUGCAUUCGGGCGUGAGGGUCCUCACUGCCAGACUGCAUGGAUACCCUUUAACCAGCCAGGCUGGCUUUGAGCAAAGGACACACUGUUAAACGCUGACACUGUAAUGACUGAGAGCUCGGAAGACGAUUGGUUUUAUACCGAGAGAUUAUUUUUCACAGUGAAACCUGCAUGCAUGCACACACACCCGCCAGGGCCAACGUGAGAAGCGCUUCCCAGAGACAGCUCCAGCCUUUGGAUCCCGGGGCCAAACGAGUUUGGUUUCAGGGCCGCCGGGCUCCUUUCCGAUUCUUUCCGGGCUUCAGCCAUCACCAGCAUACCAGACAUUUCUCUGCCACUGACAAAAAAAAAAAAAAAAAAAAAAAA
Messenger RNA from Fundulus heteroclitus (mummichog), 2976 nucleotides. RefSeq names its product synaptotagmin XIVb (gene syt14b). The record is from RefSeq and is a predicted model, not a curated record. The coding region runs from base 211 to 2526 and encodes 771 amino acids. Lineage: Eukaryota; Metazoa; Chordata; Actinopteri; Cyprinodontiformes; Fundulidae. The transcript has 10 exons.